GGAAAAGUGAAAGGUCGUCUAGGCCACUGCGCGAGCCACACGUUAUUCCUGGACAUUGCCGCGUUUUGUGUGCAAGAACGAACUCAGGCUUUAAGUCGUUCGUACGUACGGUGGUCGCGUCAUUUCAUUCAUAGAGUUUUGCUGAAGCAGGUGAAAAGAAAGGUGUGAGUCGUUCGAGAACGAAAUUUGUGCAUCACAGCAGUGUAGAAGUUUAUACAGAAAUGUCAGAAUCAGACCUCUUAGCUAGCGAUCACAUUGAUGGUCUUGAUGGUCUUGAAAAUGGCCAAGAUGGAGAUGCUAUUAUGCAGUGUGAUGGUGUAAAGCGUGAAAUAAAUGAAGCAAAUGUUGAUGAUCCUGAGUUGGAGGCUAUAAAAGCAAGAGUCAGAGAAAUGGAAGAGGAAGCUGAAAAAUUAAAGCAACUUCAAUCUGAGGUGGAUAAACAGAUGAACAUGGGUAGCCCACCUGGUAUCACAAGUCCCUUAAAUAUGUCCUUGGAGGACAAAAUGGAAGUUGAUAACAGAUCUAUUUAUGUUGGCAAUGUUGACUAUGGUGCCACAGCAGAAGAAUUGGAACAACACUUCCAUGGCUGUGGCAGUGUCAACAGAGUGACAAUUCUCUGUAAUAAAUUUGAUGGUCACCCUAAAGGUUUUGCUUACAUUGAAUUUGCUGAGCGUGAUUCUGUACAAACUGCAAUGGCUAUGGACGAGUCUAUGUUCAGAGGACGUCAAAUUAAAGUAAUGCCGAAGAGAACAAAUAAACCUGGUUUCUCUAUGACAAACAGGGGUCCCAGAGGUGCACGAGGUUAUCGAGGUAUGACUAGAGGAAUUAUUCGCGGUAGUGCAUAUUUUGGAUAUAGACCUACAAGGCGGCCUAGAACUUACAGACGCGGAUAUUAUAUGCCAUAUUGACCAUUUUAAAGUACGGCAACAUUCUACAAAUGUCAAG
Messenger RNA from Odontomachus brunneus, 945 nucleotides. It is a transcript of the gene Pabp2, whose product is annotated as polyadenylate-binding protein 2-B-like. The coding region runs from base 222 to 908 and encodes 228 amino acids. The transcript is spliced from 7 exons. Lineage: Eukaryota; Metazoa; Arthropoda; Insecta; Hymenoptera; Formicidae. Gene Ontology annotation, molecular function: RNA binding. The record is from RefSeq and is a predicted model, not a curated record.